This is a messenger RNA of Enterobius vermicularis (human pinworm), 504 nucleotides long. The record is from the annotation of a GenBank genome assembly. Lineage: Eukaryota; Metazoa; Nematoda; Chromadorea; Rhabditida; Oxyuridae.
AUGGGAGAAAUUGAAUGCUUUUCAUGUAUGUCGCUCAGUUACCGCGACAAAUGGGAACAUCUAAAGAGUAUCUAUAACGAACCAAAGACUUUCACAAACCGAUGUAACGAGAGAAAAUUGACUGACCAAAUCCCUCUGGUUACAUGUGGGUCUAUAUGCGUUACGCUUUUGGAACCAGACUUUGAAGCAGGCGUACUUAUUGACUAUAAGUACAUUCGUGGAUGUGUCGACACACUGCUUGUUAACGGCUUCAACGAAUCAGCACUUCAUACGCAUCGAUUUCAGGAAUCCGACCAGUGCCGAAGCUUGCCUCGUACUCAACUAUACAAAGUCGGGCGAGUUCAGGAUCGAGCUGUGUAUGGUGACGUAACUUUAUGUAGUUGUUUCGGAACUCGCUGUAAUGGAGUUUCAUCAGCAGCAGCCCGACCGUGUCUUUCUCCAACUUUUUUUGUUUUUUUUGUAUAUUUAGUAAAACUUUUCUUAUUACGAGCAGAUUUAAGAUGA